Messenger RNA from Mus caroli (Ryukyu mouse), 2087 nucleotides. The record is from RefSeq and is a predicted model, not a curated record. NCBI's taxonomy places the organism in Eukaryota, Metazoa, Chordata, Mammalia, Rodentia, Muridae.
UUUGGCUCCUGCCUGUUGCUGAUGUUGCGGCGGGGUUUUCAUCAUGGAGCUGUCGCGGCGGAUCUGUCUGCGACUGUGGCUGCUGCUCCUAUGGUUCUUACUGGGCUUCAGCGCGGGAUCUGCCAUCGACUGGCGGGAACCCGAAGGCAAGGAAGUAUGGGAUUAUGUGACUGUUCGGAAGGAUGCCCACAUGUUCUGGUGGCUCUAUUAUGCCACCAACCCUUGCAAGAACUUUUCAGAGCUGCCCCUGGUCAUGUGGCUUCAGGGUGGUCCGGGUGGUUCUAGUACUGGAUUUGGAAACUUUGAGGAAAUCGGCCCUCUUGACACCCAACUCAAGCCUCGAAAUACUACCUGGCUGCAGUGGGCCAGUCUCCUGUUUGUGGAUAAUCCCGUGGGCACAGGCUUCAGCUACGUCAACACAACAGAUGCCUACGCAAAGGACCUGGACACGGUGGCUUCCGACAUGAUGGUUCUCCUGAAAUCCUUCUUUGAUUGCCAUAAAGAAUUCCAGGUAAUUCUGCAGCUUAGGCACAAAAGACCAGCAAGAGGGAUGAGGGACUCUUCUGAACACCGAGCAGAGGGAUGGAGGGAGUCCUGGGUCCCUUUGGUCAGAGCAUUUCUUGGCUCUCUUUUUCAGGCAGUUCAGCAAGGGACCAUCAAGUGUAACUUUUCUGGGGUUGCUUUGGGGGACUCCUGGAUCUCCCCUGUGGAUUCAGUGUUGUCCUGGGGACCUUACCUGUAUAGUAUGUCUCUCCUUGAUAAUCAAGGCUUGGCCGAGGUGUCCAACAUUGCAGAGCAAGUCCUCAAUGCGGUAAACAAGGGCUUCUACAAGGAGGCUACUCAGCUGUGGGGGAAAGCAGAAAUGAUCAUUGAAAAGAACACUGACGGGGUAAACUUCUAUAACAUCUUAACUAAAAGCAGCCCGGAGAAAGCUAUGGAAUCAAGCCUCGAGUUCCUCCGGAGCCCCUUAGUUCGGCUCUGUCAGCGCCACGUGAGACACCUGCAAGGAGACACCUUAAGUCAACUCAUGAACGGCCCCAUCAAAAAGAAGCUCAAAAUUAUCCCUGAGGAUAUCUCCUGGGGAGCCCAGGCAUCUUACGUCUUCCUAAGCAUGGAAGGGGACUUCAUGAAGCCUGCCAUCGACGUUGUGGAUAAGUUGCUGGCAGCUGGGGUCAAUGUGACCGUGUACAACGGACAGCUGGAUCUCAUUGUGGACACCAUAGGUCAGGAGUCCUGGGUUCAGAAGCUCAAGUGGCCACAACUGUCCAAAUUCAAUCAGCUAAAAUGGAAGGCCCUGUACACCGAUCCCAAGUCUUCAGAGACAGCUGCGUUCGUCAAGUCCUAUGAGAACCUAGCCUUCUACUGGAUCCUAAAGGCGGGUCACAUGGUUCCUUCUGACCAAGGGGAGAUGGCCCUGAAGAUGAUGAAGCUGGUGACCAAGCAGGAGUAGCUGAGCUGGCUGGCCCUGGAGGUGCUAGAGCAGCAGAGCCCAGGAUGCAGGUGCUAAUGUCUAUCCCUGGUGCUCUUCUCCCGGGCUCUACCAUGGGAUAUGACUCUGGGAGCACCUGCUCUCUCCUGUACCGAAAGACUGUGGGCUUCUGUGUCUACUUAGAAAUCAGUUCUGCUUCCUAAAGAGUAUUUAAAACCAGACUCAUUUAAUCAAAGUGAAGGAUUGCGAUCGAUUGGUCUCUUACUACAAAAACAGUUGAUAGCACGUGUAAAUCCCAGCACUUGAGAGGUAGAAGAAGCAAGAGGAUGCGAGGUUCAAACGCAUCCACAACUACAUCGAAAGUUCAAAAGCAGCCUACACCAAACGAGAGUCCCUGUCCCCCCCUUCCCCCCCCAAAAAAAAGCAAAAGCAAACUACAUGAUUUAUAGACAAAAACAGUGGGAGAGACAAAGAAAAUGCUUAAACAGCCACUGAGCUGCCAACUAGGUGUCUCUGACUACGGGUCUUUUAUUUGCUACAUAUAUAUUUUUACAAAAAUGAAAUCCAUAUUGUACGCUAUUUUGCUGUCUGCUUCGUUCCCAUAUCAACAUGACCUGCACUUCUUUUCCCAUCAAUAAAUGUGUUGUGAUAUUUUUAA